AGUACGCGGCGUGCAGCGGCUGACGUCAGAGAGGAGCGCGCAGCCACGGGAGUGUAAAUAGGGCAGAGCCGGAGCGCGGCGCGGAGAGGACACCCAGCCGGAGGAACGUGGAGGAUGGACAGUCGGGACGCACUGAACCCCGUCGCCUCACGCACCCGCCCGUGGUAACGCAGCGCAGUGAACGGAGGAGGAGAGCGGAGCUAACGGAAGAACCGACAACAAACAGCAAGAAGGAGAAGAGGAGCGCAGUUUUGGUGUCGUCGCUGCGAGGGAAUCUGUGGCAUUUCGCCCCACUGCCCCCCACCCCCCCCUCUCGAAUACCGCUUACCUCGCACUACCACAGGAGCUCACUCAUGGGCGGCCUGGGCGUUUGGGCUGUGGCCGCUCUGCUGGGGGCCGCAGGGUGCUGCCUGGCCGACGGGCCGAAGGGCAGCAGGCGGGACGGCGCCGGCACCUCCGCCGCCGCCGCGUCACGUGACUCCCACCAGGAACGACGCUCCACGGAGGAGGACAAAGUGGACGGGAGCAUCCAUCAACCCCCCACCGACCCGGACGGCGGUCCCUGCCGCAGGACGUACUGCGGCCGGGGGCGUCAGUGCGUCCUGAUGCCGGACACCGGCCGCGCCGAGUGCGUCUGCCAGGAGAAGUGCCGGCCCUCCUUCGUGCCGGUGUGCGGCUCGGACGGACGCUUCUACGAGAACCACUGCGAGGUUUACCGCACGGCCUGCCUGCAGCGCCGCCGCAUCUACGUGGUGCACAGCAAGGACUGCUUCUUCAAAGGCAACGCGUGCACCAUGUCAGAGUACAACAAGCUGAAGAGCACGCUGCUGGAGAUGCAGCCGGCGGCGCCGACCACCGGGGGGCGGGGCCAGCAGAGGGGCAUGGAGGCCAAGCGGGCGCUGGUGGACACCAUGUUCAAGUACCUGGACGCGGACGGGGACGGGCGGCUGGUCGGGGACGAGCUGGAGAAGGUCUCCACCAAGGAGCGCGUGGAGGACGGCCUGCUGGCGUGCACCAUGCAGGACCUGCUGCGCUACGACGACUACAACAACGACGGGCACCUCAGCCUGCACGAGUUCUACACCGCCUUCCAGGUCGUCCAGCUGAGCCUGGCGGAGGACCAGUCCAUCAGCGUCUCCACGGUAACGGUGGGCCUCAGCGCCGUCCUCACCUGCGCCAUCCAGGGGACGCUGCGUCCGCCCAUCAUCUGGAAGAGGAACGGCAUCGUGCUGAACUUCCUGGACCUGGAGGACAUCAACGACUUUGGGGACGAUGGCUCCCUGUACAUCACCAAGGUGACAACCAUCCACAUGGGGAACUACAGUUGCCAUGCCUACGGCUAUGAAUACCUCUAUCAGACACAUGUGCUGCAGGUGAAUGUCCCCCCGGUGAUCCUGGUCUACCCGGAGACGCAGGCCCAGGAGCCCGGCGUGUCGGCCAGUCUGCACUGCCACGCCGACGGCAUCCCGAACCCCAAACUGCUGUGGCUGAAGAACGGCGUGGACCUGCUCCCCAGGUCCUCCAAGCAGCUCUCGCUCAUAGCCAACGGCAGCGAGCUGCUGAUCGGCAGCGUGCGCUACGAGGACACCGGAGCCUACACCUGCAUCGCCAAGAACGAGGUGGGCGUGGACGAGGACAUCUCCUCGCUGUUCGUGGAAGACUCGGCCAAGAAGACACUUGCAAACAUCCUGUGGAGAGAAGAAGGCCUGAGCGUGGGGAACAUGUUCUACGUGUUCUCUGAUGAGGGCGUCACGGCGCUGCAGCCCGCCGAGUGUGAGAUCCGCCGACACAUGACGCGCAGCGAGAGGAUCGUGGCCACCUACGAGGAGAUGUGUCCUAAAGGCGAGGGCGUGUCCCCUCAGCGCUGCGUCUGGUCCUCGGCCGUCAACGUCAGGGACAAAUACGUCUACGCCAGCCAGCCGCUGCAGAGCCGCCUGCUGGUGGUCGACAUUCAAGCACAGAAGGUGGUGCAG
Molecule: messenger RNA, 1973 nt
Organism: Pungitius pungitius (ninespine stickleback)
Lineage: Eukaryota; Metazoa; Chordata; Actinopteri; Perciformes; Gasterosteidae
Product: follistatin-related protein 4
Exons: 13
Biological process (GO): regulation of BMP signaling pathway; cell differentiation; multicellular organism development
Molecular function (GO): calcium ion binding; protein binding
Source: RefSeq, a predicted model, not a curated record